Messenger RNA from Penicillium angulare, 1155 nucleotides. RefSeq names its product mitochondrial 37S ribosomal protein mS35. The coding region runs from base 1 to 1155 and encodes 384 amino acids. The transcript has 2 exons. Gene Ontology annotation, biological process: mitochondrial translation. Gene Ontology annotation, cellular component: mitochondrial small ribosomal subunit. The record is from RefSeq and is a predicted model, not a curated record. Gene Ontology annotation, molecular function: structural constituent of ribosome. NCBI's taxonomy places the organism in Eukaryota, Fungi, Ascomycota, Eurotiomycetes, Eurotiales, Aspergillaceae.
AUGGCUUUAGCAAUGCAGUCAUUGCCACGCUCCACCAGAGUCCUGGUCCAAAGGGGAUCAGGACGGCUUUUCACACGAUCAUUUUCCGUCUCGCCGUACCGAUUCGUCUCCGAAGAUCCAGUCGUCCCUCCUCCGCCAAAGGACCUGAAGGCAGAGGACUACCCGCCAAUGCCGGAGUACUCCCCAGAAGCAUUGAGCAAGGAACAACGCUCAAUGUAUGAUUUGCUAUCCCCGGAGGACCGCGCAGCUUUCGACGCUGAGAACAAGCGCCUCGUCGAGCAAUACAACGAUGUCUCCUACCGCAGUGCUAUAUUCGCCGAGCUAGACAAGAAGGUCGACCAGAUUGACAGAGCUGAAGACAUACGAUUCGAAGAUGUCCGCAACAAAUCGCGCGGAUUCUGGUCCGAGGAUGAAGAUGAUGAGUUCGCAUUGGUCGAAGACGGCGACGAGGAAGUCAACGACGACGAAAUUACCUCUAUGGCUCAUGCGGAGGUGGAAUUCCAUCGCGAAAUGAGAGAAUACGCCCGCAUCGCCGCCUGGGAUAUGCCAAUGCUAAGCAAGCUCGCACAGCCCUUUACCCUGCCUCCUCAAUCCCAUAUCCUUCGCUUCCGCUAUACCACCUACAUGGGUGAACAGCACCCUGCUGAGCCAAAAGUCGUUGUUGAGCUCGCAUCUAAAGAUUUAACUCCUACGCAUCUUACCGAAGCCCAGCGCCAGACCUUCCUAAAGCUGGUCGGCACACGCUACAACCCCCAAACCGACGUUGUCCGCAUGUCCUGCGAGCAGUUCGGCUCCAGUGCCCAGAACAAGCGCUACCUAGCUGACACUGUCAAUGCUCUUAUCAAAGAGGCUAAGACAGGCGAUGCUUUCACUGAUAUCCCUCUUGAUCUCCGUCACCACAAGCCCAAGUUCCGCCCCCAGUUCCCCGAUUCCUGGAAGAUGACCGAUGAGCGACGGAAGCAGCUCGCUGCCCGCCGGGAAGAGCGUUACAAAGCCGAGAAGCAGCGUGAUAUCGUCAAUGGCAACGAAGUUGUUGGCUCUGCGGUUCUUGCGCUUCCCGAGCUUAACCCUGCCCUGAAGGAUCAAGCUACCAAGGAACGGGAGCGCGUGGCUGUUAAGGUUGGAGCUCGUGGGAAGAAGCCUGUUCGCCGAUGA